Boleophthalmus pectinirostris (great blue-spotted mudskipper) is the source of this 2129-nucleotide messenger RNA. Its product is annotated as hepatoma-derived growth factor. Bases 300 to 920 code for a protein of 206 amino acids. Gene Ontology annotation, molecular function: double-stranded DNA binding; transcription coregulator activity. NCBI's taxonomy places the organism in Eukaryota, Metazoa, Chordata, Actinopteri, Gobiiformes, Gobiidae. The transcript is spliced from 6 exons. The record is from RefSeq and is a predicted model, not a curated record. Gene Ontology annotation, biological process: regulation of transcription by RNA polymerase II. Gene Ontology annotation, cellular component: nucleus.
UCCGAUUCAAACCCAAACAGUCGGAGGGAAGAGCUAAUGCGGGGGUGUAGUAAUUAUUAAACAACAGUCUCUGGGCUCUUUUGUUGUAGAAAUUGUGUUAUUUCUUUUGCACAGUGCUGGGGUUUUUUAUCGCUGCUUUCAUUGGUCCGACUCCGCGGGAAAAAGUCGCACUCCACUUUUCGGCGCCUGGAGGAUUUGACAUUCACUGGUUCAGUUUUUGGAGCAAGUGAUUGUCUAUUUGCAUACAAGAACCACUAUCUAUUAUAUUGAUUUCUACUGUUGCUGUUUUGAAGAAAAAAAUGCCCAGAACCAACCGGCAAAGGGAAUAUAAACCCGGAGAUCUUGUGUUUGCUAAAAUGAAGGGUUAUCCUCAUUGGCCUGCCAGGAUUGAUGAGCUACCUGAAGGAGCUGUGAAAUCUCCCUCAAACAAGUACCAGGUCUUCUUCUUUGGGACACAUGAAACGGCAUUCCUGGGUGCCAAAGACCUGUCCCCUUAUGAAGAAUUUAAGGAGAAGUUUGGAAAAGCCAACAAGAGAAGAGGGUUUGCAGAGGGACUAUGGGAGAUUGAGAACAACCCUACCGUUACACAUGAGGAGUAUGAGGCUUCAAAGAAAGACAAUGAUGCAUCUGAAGCGACUGGUGAUGGUGAGAAAGGAGGGAGCAGUGAUGAAGACGAAGGAGCUCUGGUCAUUGAUGAAAAGAACGAAAGAGGAAACAAACGGAAAGCAGAGGAUACUACGGAGGCAUCUUCCAAACGGCAAAAAGAUGCACAGAAAGAAGAGGAUUCAAAAGAAGAUGGGGACAAGUCCAGCGAAGAGCCCAAAGUAAACAAUGUGGACGGACCCAAAGACUCAACACCGAGUGAAUCUAAAGAGGAAAACGCCCCCACUGCAGAAAAGCCUGCAUCAGACAAUGCUUAACGUCGACUUGUGGAGAGACUGGAAAAAGGUGCUUUUCUGUGGUUAUCGAAACGUCAAAAGAGUUUUCUUCACAUUUGAACCAUUUUAAUUAACAAGAGGAUAUAAAAAGAUGUUUGUAUCUAAACAAACAAGUUUUUAUUUGCGAUUUGAGGAUAUUAUAUAUCCCAGGAAUAAUAGUUUGUUAAUCUGAUAAAAAAAAAAAACAUAAGUCAGAGAGCUCAUUUAUAAUGUGGUUUUAGGUGUGUAUAUAUUAUUAUUUUUAAGUGCAAUUGCAUUAGGACUUGAAAGGUGUCAUAAAUCUGAAUUUUAGAGGGAAUAAACACUGAAUAUGGAAAAUAAGACCCAGAUUUUAAAUAAAUUACAUUAAGGAUGUUAAUCUUGGUGUGCCCUAUAGUUGUACAGGCAAAACUCACUCAUUCAUAAAAGUGCUUUUAAUAUUUUUUUUUUUCUGUCUGACUUCUCUGCUGAUCUUAAACCAUGUAUUGUUGCUUAGUACAUGAUAAGUUGCACUUAUAGACGUUUUACUCUCUUUGCUCAAAGUCAGUUGUGGCUUAGAUUUUGUUAAUUGUGUUUUUGCUUUGAUGUAGUGCUUUUUUGCAUGUGACCAAAUUGUUUGUUUUACAUCUGGGGACUGGGCAUAGUUAAUAUAUCCAAUUAAUAUAUGAAGCCCCAUUUGAUAAGAAAGUAAGGCUCAAAGAUAGUCUUUUAUUGUUUUUUAUCAUGAUGUUAUUUAAAGUAGAAGACAUUCCUAAUUGUGUUACAGCUUGGCCUUCAUGUUUUAUUUAAAAGCAAAUUAUGAACAGUUAUAAUAAUUUGGUGUUAAGAAAUGUUCAAAACCACCACUCAAAAAUGUCAUGAUGUUUUGUCAGAGAAAAUAUAUUAACUGGAAAGGCCUAAUUAUUUUUCUUUUCUUUUGUAAUAUGUAAUUUAUCUGAAACCCAAAGUUAUUAUGUUAAAAUGUUACUUGAAAUCUACAAUUGGUUUAGCGGUUUGUUUUGGAUUUUCUUUCAACAUCUUCCAAUAUUCAAGAUUAUGCCCGUGUUUGGAUCACUGCAUUGUACAGAAUCAACAUUUCACAGCAGUUUCUGGUUUAGUUUUACGUUUUCAAAGCUGCCAUUGAACCUUAUAUGCUGCUUAGUUUUCUGUUAGAGCUGCUAGACCAUUGAAUAAACCUGUUGAUUAUAAAAUAAAAAUGUUUUGUGAUAUUUA